Molecule: messenger RNA, 1608 nt
Organism: Naegleria gruberi
Lineage: Eukaryota; Heterolobosea; Eutetramitea; Acrasida; Naegleriidae
Exons: 1
Coding region: 1-1587 (528 amino acids)
Source: RefSeq, a predicted model, not a curated record
AUGAAGAUUUCACUCUUGUUGGGUACAUUGUUGAUUUGUUUAUUGUUGAGUGUUGUUUUGGCUUCUUCUUCCGGAAGGAGAGUCAGAAUUUCUACCAAUGAUGAUGAUGAUUCUAUUCAACAAGUUUACUUAACCGAUGAUUUGUUUGCAUCAUCAACUUCAUCAAGAAAGAAACGUCAUUCUUCUGAGAGAAAGAUUGUCAUUAAAACUAUUGGAAACAAGAAGAAAUGUAAAAAAUCAAAAAGAAAAAACAACAAGAGAAAGGAUAAAAUCAUUGUCAAGAUUGUUGGAAAGAAGAAGGAAACAAGGAAAUCUAAAUGUUCUUCAUCAUGCUCAUCAAAAUGCACCUUUCCAGGUAGAGAAAUAGUUGUCAAUGUUCCACAACCUGUCAUUCAACAACCACAAACUAUUGUAGUUCAACAACCUGUUGCUGCUAGUGCUGCUGCUUCAAGUGCCGCUGCUGCUGCUAAUUCCAAACAACCACAAAAUGUGAACAUUAGUUUCGAAUUGGAAGUGCCAGAGGAAAGAAGAAGAGGAAGAAGAAGAGUUAUUGUCAAUAGACAACCACCAACUCCAAUUCGUCCACAACAACCAUCUCAACAACCAGAAACUCCAACCACUCCAACUCAACCUGAAACUCCAACUACACCACCAACUGUUCCAGAAACUCCAAAGCAACCAGAAACACCAACUGUUCCAGUAACUCCACCAACUACACCUGUUACUCCUGUUACACCAACUCAACCUGAAACACCAACUGUUCCUACUGUUCCAGUCACUCCAGAAACACCAAGUACACCUCCUGUUACACCAGUCACUCCUCAACCACCAGUUCAAGAAAAGAAGAAGAAAAAGAAGAAGAGUUUCUUCUCAAAGGUUAAGGAUACAUUCAAGAAGGUUAAGAAUACUGUCACUAAGGUCACUAACACUGUUAAUAAGGUCAAGAAUACUGUCAAGAAGGUUAAGAAUACUUACAAAAAAAUUAAGAACACUAUUGAAACUCCAAAAACUCCAACUACACCAGAAACACCAAAUACACCAACUCAACCUGAAACACCAACCACACCAACUGAGAAUCCACCAACUUCUCAAACCAGUACUUGUAAUCCAGGAUAUACACCAUCCCAGUUCCCAGUUUUUAAACAAUGUGAUUCUCAAUGGGGAAGUAUUUCUCUCGGAUCAUCAAGUAAGACAAUUUGUCAAGCAGGUUGUUUGCUUAAUGCCAUUGCUGCUGGUUUGAAUGGUAUUGGAAAGUCAAAUAUGAAUCCAAGAGAUUUAAAUCAAUGGUUGAAGGAUAAUAAGGGAUAUGCAAGUGGAAAUCUCUUUGUUUGGUCCUCAAUUGGUAAAUUUGGAGUGAGAUAUUCUGGAAGAACAACCGAUAUCAUUGGUAUUGCUGCCAAAAAUGUCUGUAGUGGAAGAUUGGUUAUUUUGAAAUUGAAAAAGCCACAAGGAAAGAAGACUGAACAUUACGUGUUGGCCACAGGUUACAAUCCAGAAACUAAAGAAUUCUCUGUUUCUGAUUCAGCCUUCAAUCGCCAAUCCUAUCUUGCUUCAGAAAUUUCUCAAUCUGAUUCCUAUACUUUUUAAAUAAAGUAUUGUUUGGAAUGG